Cylindrotheca closterium is the source of this 366-nucleotide messenger RNA. The record is from the annotation of a GenBank genome assembly. Lineage: Eukaryota; Bacillariophyta; Bacillariophyceae; Bacillariales; Bacillariaceae.
AUGAAAGAAGACAAUGACGAAGGGAAAUAUGUGAAGUUGGUCAGUGCUGAAGGUCAGGAGUUCCUUUUGGACAAAGAAAUCGCAAUGGCAUCUUCCUCCACAAUUUGCAAAAUGCUUGAAGGAGAGUUCCGAGAAGCUCGAGAUAAUGUAAUCCAGUUUCCUGCGAUUGAUGGCUACAUUCUUGAGCGAGUUGUUAGAUAUCUCCACUACAAGGCACAAUACAGCAAUUCGUCGGCACGCAUCCCAGAUUUUGCUAUCGAACCUGAAGUCGCUCUUGAAUUUAAGUCGUCUUUAUCGUUUCCGGAAAGAGACCGUACAAAGUACGAAGCUGGAGGAAUGCCUGCGAAAAGCCCCGAAUUGAAAUGA